Messenger RNA from Trichoderma citrinoviride, 1716 nucleotides. Its product is annotated as pseudouridine synthase. The transcript is spliced from 2 exons. The coding region runs from base 1 to 1716 and encodes 571 amino acids. Lineage: Eukaryota; Fungi; Ascomycota; Sordariomycetes; Hypocreales; Hypocreaceae. The record is from RefSeq and is a predicted model, not a curated record. Gene Ontology annotation, biological process: pseudouridine synthesis. Gene Ontology annotation, molecular function: pseudouridine synthase activity; RNA binding.
AUGACGACGUCUUCCAUAGCCCCCGCCACCACCGCCGCAGUUCCCGCGAGCAGCUCGGCGGCCUCAAAUGGCGAUUCGACGCGCGACUUGACAGCGACAGCACAGCCUGAGCAGCCAGGGACAUCUGCAGCUGCAGCGGGGGCCGUAGCCGAGGGGCAAGCGGUGGUUGAGGGGAGCAUCGAGAACGGAGACAGAGAAACGCAUGUACCAAAGAAGCCAGCUCCCAGGGACCGGUCCGUCAUACCCGACCAUAACGCCGCCCUCAUCACGCCUGCGGGCGACAUCUGGCCACGCCCGUACGUCUUUGAGGACGACCUACGCCGCGUGCUACCCUACCACUUCACGUACAACACAUACUGCAAGGAGAGAUGGCGGGGACGCUCGCUUAUUGACAUCUUCGAGUCCGAGUUUCGAGACCGACCUGUCGAGUACUACCGAAACUCCAUGGUGCGAGGCGACAUCUUCGUCAACGGCCGCGUGGUUGGCCCAGACUACAUUGUUCGCAACGGAGACUUGAUAUCGCACACGUUGCACCGACACGAGCCUCCCGUCACCGCGGAGCCUAUAGGCAUCAUCCACGAGGAUGACGAUAUUAUCGUCAUCAACAAGCCUUCGGGCGUUCCUGUGCACCCCGCUGGCCGAUACAAUUUUAAUUCGGUCAUCGAAAUCAUGAUUGCGGAGAGGGGAAGAGGCUUCAUGCCAUACCCGUGCAAUCGAUUGGAUCGCCUGACCAGCGGCAUCAUGUUCAUUGCCAAGAGCGUCAAGGCAGCGGAAGCCAUGGCCAUCAAGAUCAGGGGGCGCACUGUGAGGAAGGAGUAUCUGGCGCGCGUUGUCGGCCACUUCCCAGACGGCGAGGUCGUCUGCGACCAGCCGAUACUGCAGAUCUCCCCAAAGCUGGGACUGAAUCGCGUGCGCGCUAAUGGCAAGUCAGCCAGGACCGUCUUCAAGCGUCUGGCGUACUACCCGCCGCCGGACGGGGACGCUGAUGAGCCGGCCGUGCUGGCUGAAGAUGGGCGGCCACCUACGCCAUCGAACGAAGAAGAACGUGGCGCAGAUGAGCAGCGUACGCCUUGGCUGAAGAAGAAGGGCUACUCCAUCGUUCGAUGCCUGCCGGUAACGGGUAGGACGCACCAGCUUCGAGUGCACUUGCAGUAUCUCGGGCACCCUAUUCAAAACGACCCCAUCUACGCCAAUCAACGGGUCUGGGGCCUGAACCUUGGCCAGGCGGAUGCCGAUGGAUCACACAAUACCGACGAGGACAUCAUUAGCCGUCUGAAUCGCAUGGGAAAGGAGGAUGUGGCGGAGGCUGUCGUAUACUACGACGAGAUGGUGGACAGGUACGAGAAGAAGCGAGCAGAGAAGAUGACGGGCGAGUUGUGCGACAUCUGUGAGACGCCGCUCUAUUCAGACCCGGGGAGCCACGAACUGUCGCUCUGGCUUCACAGCCUGCGAUAUGAGGACGCCGACGGGAGCUGGGCAUACACGAGCCCGCUGCCCAAAUGGGCCCUCCCCCCCGAGGGUAUGAGUGGGCCGACGACAGUGGGCGGCAUGGAGGAGCUUGUGGAAGCCGUCAGGGACGAGAACCCCGAGAUUUCGUCUGAAGUGCAGGCCAAGGCGAAGGCAGCGGCCGGAGCCAAGGAACAGGCUCAGACGGAGGCCGAAGUGCAAGAUGCUCACUCGGGUUCUCAGCUUGAACCGCCUCUCAACCGAAUCUAA